UCAAUUAAUGAAAUCAUUCUCAUAUAGGAGUGUCCAGUCCGUAUAAAGUGAAGUGUUUCUGUUCCCUCGCUGUUAUUUCCUCGGUGAUGGAGAGCAACAGGUGCACCGGACAGCCGCACCGCGCGGCUCUGAUUCUGGCCCGCGGCGGCAGUAAAGGAAUCCCUCUGAAGAACAUCAAGAGUCUGGCCGGUGUUCCUCUCAUCGCGUGGGUUCUGAGAGCUGCCUUGGAUUCAGAAGUCGUUGACAGCGUGUGGGUUUCCACAGAUCAUGAUGAGAUCGAGCGCGUCGCAAGAGUCUGGGGCGCAAAAGUUCAUCGGCGCAGUCCUGAAGUUUCCAAAGACUCGUCCAGCUCACUGGAGACCAUCCAGGAGUUCAUCCGACUGAGACCCGGUGAGACACACCUGGAGGUGUUCCUCAUAUCCAACGUGAAUGAGCCACUGUCCAAGGGUCUCCUGGAGAAGGUUGCCCAGUUGACUGGCUGUGGACUCCAGUUUGGAGAGCAGCAGAAUGGGUUUGAGAUGGAGCAGCUGAUGAAGGAGAAGAAACUGUGUUGGGAUGAAGUGGCCUUCAUGGGUUCCGAGUCUGAAGACAGAGAGAUCUUGUCUCAGGUGGGGCUGAACGGCGUCCCGUGUGACUCAGUCGUGGCGGAUCUCAUCGCGGCGAAAUACACGUGUCAGAGACCCGCCGGAAACGGAGCAGUUCGUGAGUUUGCCGAGUACAUACUGAUGCUGAAGAAAAAGAGCUUGAUGCAGGUGCACCAGGAGCACAUUGACAGGGCCCAUUUCUAGAUUCCAGUUCCUAUUUCAUAUUUCUUUUAAACAGUCAGUUUGG
Messenger RNA from Sinocyclocheilus grahami, 831 nucleotides. Its product is annotated as N-acylneuraminate cytidylyltransferase-like. Lineage: Eukaryota; Metazoa; Chordata; Actinopteri; Cypriniformes; Cyprinidae. The transcript has 4 exons. Gene Ontology annotation, molecular function: N-acylneuraminate cytidylyltransferase activity. The record is from RefSeq and is a predicted model, not a curated record. Bases 87 to 788 code for a protein of 233 amino acids.